GAAAAAAGCUCUUGGCCCAAGGGCCCCAUGCUUGAGCCACAUCGACGUCCCCUUGCUCUACGGUUUAAACUCCCCGCUCAUCGAUGGGAAACCACCCUGGCCAGGUCUGGCUUGGUGGCUGUCGAUCACUUGCUGGAGACCUAUCCCGGGCGAGCUCUAGCAGAGCCCAAGGCAGGCCAUCCUCCGUGCCAGGCUUGUCUUACACCUGCCUGUAUCUCCAUGUUGGGGUUGGACCAAGGGAGGAGUCUGGAUACGCCAUCCCCCUUGCCUCUGUUAUUUCGUUCUCCUUCUUCCAGACAUACCCAUCCCCUUGGCACCCAGCCAGUAAUUGGCAUCCACCCAAUAUUCCCCCUGGAUUCCCUUCGGCCACGCAGAAGUUGCAGAGCAUUGCCCCUUUUUAACCAGAGUGGCCUUCCUGCCUCGUGGCUUUUCUGUUAGUCUCCUCUCAUUCCCAAGCUGUCGGACCGCCUACUCCUGGUCAUUCCAGAAGCAUCGCGUGGCCUUCCUAGAAUAACCCGCCCGGUCAUCUUGCCGAUCAACAUCCGACCGAUGGUUGCUUUCUGAAUUUUUACUUUCGCUUCCACUCAACCCUUAUCCGAGAUACCCCCUUGGCUCCUCUUGUUGAUCUUUUUCGGGUUUUGGCGCCGUCGUUCACACCCCUCCUCCUCCCUUGCCUUGUACACACAAUAGGGCAAUAAGGACAGGUGAAGGGGAACAUGUCUUCCAACGGGGACAAGGAGCCCAAGGAGCAGGUGCUCGACGCGAGCCAGUCUCCCGUCGACGGCAAGCCCUCCGGCCAAGGAGCCGCCGCCUCCGAGGUCGAUGGGGCGUGGAAGUACCUCGAUGCCCACCGCGGUGCCGACUCCCAUGAGGGAGUCGACCUGGCGGCUCUCCGCCGCCGCAUCGACUGGCGCAUCGUGCCCCUGAUGUUCUGCUGUUACACCAUGCAGUUCCUCGACAAGGUCAUCCUCAAUUACGCCGCCGUCAUGGGUAUCCAAAAAGACCUCAAACUUGUUGGCAACGACUUUUCCAACAUUGCAACCUUCCUCUUCGUUGGCCUGCUGUGUUUCGAGAUCCCCAACAUCUACUUCCUGCAGUUUUUCCCCGCUGCCAAAUGGCUUGGUGCCAACGUCAUCUUCUGGGGCACCGCCACCGCCUGCGGUGCCGCUGCCUUCAACUACCAGACCCUGCUGGUGUCGCGCAUCUUCCUGGGCAUGUUUGAGGCCACCAUCGCGCCCUCGCUCAUGCUCAUCAGCAGCCAGUGGUACACCAAGUCCGAGCAGGCCCCCCGCUUCUCCUUCUGGUACUCGGGCCUGGGCCUGGGCCAGAUCGUCGGCGGCGCCGUCUCCUACGGCUUCCAGCACGUCGACCCCAACGGCCCCACGCUGACGGGCUGGCGCGCCAUGUUUGUGGCCCUGGGCUGCAUCACCGUCGCCAUCGGCCUCUUCACCUUCUUCUUCCUCCCCGACACCCCCAUGCAGGCCACCUGGCUCUCCGACGGCGAGAAGGUCGCGCUCCUCAAGCACGUCAGCGUGAACCAGACCGGCAUCCAGAGCCGCCAGUUCCGCCCCAGGGAGAUCCUCGAGGCCCUCAUGGACCCGCAGCUGUACCUCAUGCUGCUGUCGGUUAUUCUGCUCUCCGUUUCGAGCGGUGUUAUCACCACCUACUCGGCCACGCUCAUCCGCAACCUUGGUUAUGAUCCCAAGACGGCUGCUCUGAUGAACAUGCCCUCGGGUGUUGUCAGCAUCUUCUUCACGCUUCUGGUCGGAUAUGGUAUUCGCCACCAGUCGCACCGUUGGGCUUGGAUCAUCGGCUGCAUCAUCCCUGCGGUCACCGGUGGCGCCCUCAUGUCGUUCCUGCCCACGAGCAACCGCUCGGGCAUCCUGGCCGGCAUCUACCUCGUCAACGCCGUGGUCGCCCCCUUGGCCAUCUUCUACGCCUGGACCGCCGCCAACUUCGGCGGCGCCACAAAGCGCGCCUUCGCGGCCGCCGUCAUCAGCGGCUCCUUCUCGCUCGGCAACAUCAUCGGUCCGCAGACGUUCCAGGCCAAGGACGCGCCGGACUACCGCCCCGCCAAGCUGGCCGUCAUGGGCACGCAGGCCGGCUGCGCCCUCACCACCUUCUGCCUGUUCCUCUACUACGUCUGGCAGAACAAGAAGCGCAACAGCUCCGAGUCCGAGACCGAGGACGCCUUUAUGGAGCCCGAGAUCUGGGCCCGCAUGACCGACAAGGAGAACAAGCGGUUCCGCUACACCUACUAAGGUGGUGUGUGUAUGCUUGACAAAAGUCUUUUUUUGGGUGGCUUGAAUUGUUUUCGGAGGAGAGAUUGAUAUAGCAAAUGUGGUACUUAUUCGUUUAAUCGCGCAUGCAACUCCCGUUGUCCAGCAACAGACUGGGCAGCCUGCUUGUAUAUACCAUUUAGUCAGGAUCGGUAGAGUAGCUACGUCUUCAAAGCCAAGGGUUGCCAGGCAAAAGCCCGGCCUUCCUCUCAUUUACAUUGUGGAAACCUAGA
This is a messenger RNA of Gaeumannomyces tritici R3-111a-1, 2512 nucleotides long. Its product is annotated as allantoate permease. The transcript has 6 exons. Gene Ontology annotation, cellular component: membrane. Gene Ontology annotation, molecular function: transmembrane transporter activity. Gene Ontology annotation, biological process: transmembrane transport. Lineage: Eukaryota; Fungi; Ascomycota; Sordariomycetes; Magnaporthales; Magnaporthaceae. The record is from RefSeq and is a predicted model, not a curated record. Bases 717 to 2261 code for a protein of 514 amino acids.